AUACAACUCAUUCCAGCGAACUCUGCCUGCAUCUAUAGAGCUUAACUUUGAGAGCCAAGCUUGUCGAACUUGUUUCCCAAUUCAGGGUAGCUAUGACCUAGCUUUAAAGUACACUUAUGCUGUAAAAGCUAUGUCAUAGUUGGCAAUACACCUUCUGCGCUUCUCCAACCCCAACCUUUGGCAACAUGAGGACUCCUCCUACCUUCGUCCUUGGCGCUGAUUGCGCAGACUCUCAGAGCGACUACUACCAUGAACUCUGAUCCUGCUCACGAUAAUGCAAGGGCUCUCAGGCUUCAAAAGCUUUUUAACUCCAUCAUACACGGAAAGACGCGUCUUUCCCCUCAGAACAGUAACCUCUUCAUCGAGGCCAUUUCUCUUCAAGAAGAUGCAGUGUCUUGCAUCGAUAAGGUCAUCACCAGUGCCAACGGUCUUGCUAGCGUUCAAAACGCUAUGCGAUUUGACCUUACGCCCAAGUUCUUGAAUGGCUCUGCCACGUCCCUUCUGCAGUACCUUUCUGCUCCCGAUCUCUCUGGGAUCGGCGGCGGCGUUCCACUGGUCAAGGUCGUUAAGGCGAUCGUCGAGCCCCCAAUUUUCUGGUCCGCAUUCCAUCGUGCGUUCCAAGCUAGUGAGCUGGACGAGAGGGCGCAACGCUGUUUUGCGUGGCUUCUCCUCCAGCUAAUUCAGCUGCCGGGAGAACAGGCGGAUCCUUAUCGAGACCUUAUAGCGAAUACUACUAUUUCGGAGACCCUUCUCUCAACGACAUCUCACGAGACGAGGGCCUUGGCGUACGAAAUCAAAAACAUUAUCGCGACUCGUAGUGCUGGGGUUAUACCCACGCAUUUCGGGCCAGGUGGUCGACACGACAACGAUUUUGUCGAUUAUCAUGAUAUCGCCAUCUUGCCUACGGGAGAUGAGAUCCUCAGCGAGAAGCCCGCAUUUCUUCGUACAAGUAAUGCUGUAGACGAGAUCGAUGCUGAUCUUCGCCUGGCGACGCACCUGUGGGUCGAGAGGACAUGUUGUAUGAGAUGCGGGAUGACCUUCACCUCGCUUUCGGAAAGAAAUCAGGGAAGUACAGAGGAGUAUCGUUCAAGGGCCUGUCCCUCCUCAGUAUUCACAACGAGUCUGGGGGGAAGAAGUGUCGAUGGGGUCUUGUCUUCCGUUGCGCUCAUGAUUUGUGGCAGUUGAAGAAGGUGAAGGAUAAAGAACGCAAGAAGUUCUUAGGCGAUCAUCGCAACAUUUUCAAGCACCAAUCCUUUACAUGUCUUCUCAUCGACGGCCAAAUUACUGCUUUCAUGACAGUGUAUCGUGACGAGGAUCGCCUAUCAAAGAAACCUCCGGAAAUUGUCCUGCAGCUCGAAGGCCAGAAAGACGUUACUGCGACCAUGUUGAAAUUGGCCAUGGCGAGGCCAGAUAACAUCAGUCUUUACCAGAUUGAUACUGCCAUAUUUGCAUAUGAACCCAUCCUAGCCGCGUUGCAGGCGACCCAGAAGUUGUCUCUGUCGCCAGAACUCAUGCUUUGGGCGCCGGGGAGUACUUUAGAGCUUACCCCACACCUGCCUAAUGGCGUAGUGGAUGCGAUCAGGAUGAACCCAAGUCAAAAUCUACAAAGAAUACUCGGAGCGUCCAAGUCCAUCCGCCUUGAUCACGCGCAGGCUCAAUCUCUUCUGCAAGGUCUGACUCAGAGACUUUCUCUGAUACAGGGACCACCUGGUACUGGAAAGUCCUUCAUUGGUGCUAUACUGGCAAAGCUUUUGCAUGACCAUACUAGCGAGAAGAUCUUGGUGGUGUGUUACACGAACCAUGCCCUCGACCAGUUCCUGGAGGACCUGCUUGACAUUGGCAUCCCCAGCUCAAGUGUUGUGCGAUUGGGAGGGAAAUCGACAGCCCGAACGGAACCGCUGUCCCUGUUCAAAAUGCUCCAAGCUCGUAACCAGGGCUUCAAAUUCAGCAGAUCGGACUGGACCCAAAUCGAUGCUUUGAAGCAGGAAAGCGACAUGCUUAGUAAGAACAUGUCUAAGGCUUUUGAUACACUACGCAAGUCGAACCCGCAGUACGACGAAUAUUUGCAGUACUUGGAGUUUGAAGAUCCGGAAUAUUACGAUGCAUUUCAGGUCCCACAAUUACUGGAUGGUAUGCAACGCGUUGGCCAAAAGGGGAAAGAUGUAAAGGCCGAUUACCUGAUUCACCGUUGGUCCACUGGAAAGAAUGCUGGGAUGUUCCAAUCGUCAGAACACGUUCGUCAGACCGCAAACAUAUGGAAUGCUCCCUUGGAGUUUCGGAGAGAUCAACUCUUCAAAUGGAAGGAAGCCCUGUUGAAGGAGUACGCGGAGGCGUUCGCAUCUGUCUCUCGGAGAUACAAUGCUUGCCUGCUUGACAUUGAUCGCAAAUACGGACUGAGCUCCAGUGCCUUACUGCAAAGUAAACGCAUCAUCGGCUGCACUACCACGGCCGCUGCAAAGUAUCGAGAGGAUGUUCAAGCUGCGCGCCCAGGAAUAUUGCUCGUCGAGGAGGCUGGCGAGAUUUUGGAAAGCCAUAUCAUAACCUCACUAUGCCCCAGUACCAAGCAACUGAUCCUCAUCGGUGAUCAUAAGCAGCUACGACCUAAAGUAAACAAUUACCUCUUGACCGUCGAGAAGGGAGAAGGAUACGACCUCAACCGCUCUUUGUUCGAACGAUUGGUACUGAAGGGAUACCCACAUACAACGCUCAGCGCGCAGCAUCGAAUGCGUCCUGAAAUAUCAUCACUUGUUCGGCAGCUCACCUACCCUGAUCUUAUUGAUGCUCCUAACACUCAGAAUCGGCCAUCCCUACGAGGUGUCCGCGACAAUGUCGUAUUCGUCAACCACAGCACACCAGAGGACGACGCGAGCGAACUGGAGGAACGGAAAGAUGUGACCGUCAAAUCUUCCAAGCGCAAUACAUUCGAAGUAGAGAUGGUCCUCAAGAUUGUCCGGUAUCUCGCCCAGCAGGGUUAUGGCACUGACAGGAUUGUGAUCCUAACGCCUUAUCUUGGACAACUUCGUGAAAUCCAAAAGGCCUUACAAGAACACAAUGAUCCUAUACUCAAUGAUCUGGAUUCAUACGACCUCGUUCGCGCUGGCCUUGUCAGUGACUCCGCAGCGAAACUCACCAGAAAGCCGAUUCAUCUGGCUACGGUCGACAAUUACCAAGGCGAAGAAUCAGACAUCGUGAUUGUUUCGUUAACGAGAAGUAACGACACUCAUGACAUAGGAUUCAUGUCUUCCAACGAGCGGCUCACGGUUUUGCUCUCGAGAGCUCGCGAUGCAUUGAUCAUGAUCGGCAACACGGAUACUUUCAUGCAUGCACGCAAAGGUGGCGAAGUCUGGACGAGGCUAUUUGGUAUUCUAAAGAACGCCGGGCAUCUCUAUGACGGGUUUCCAGUGCAAUGCGAAAGGCAUCCCGAUCGGCGCGCACUGCUCAGGAAUGCGGCAGACUUCGACAAGGAAUGUCCCGACGGCGGAUGUUCAGAACCUUGUACAACCAUGCUGAGUUGCAACGUGCAUCGUUGCCCUUCGAAGUGUCAUCAGCUUUCGGACCAUUCCAAGAUGUCUUGCGAGGUUGUGAUGUUCUCCAACUGUACGAAAGGCCAUUCCCAACAAUGGAAGUGCCAUAAGGGCCCUCCAUUAACCUGUUGCAAGUGCGAACGUGAAGCGAAGCUUGCUGAGAAGCAACGACAAGCGGACUUUGCUCGCCAGGAGAAACUCGAUGUAGAACAACGAUUGCAUGACGAGAAGCUUGCUGCGAUUGAUGCGGAGAUAGCUCUCCACAGGGAUACCCUUCGAGGAAUUCAACUUGCUGAAGAAAGACGAGCAGCUUUGGAACAAAGGAGGAAGGACCUGGAAGAUGUGGCUAACAUGGCACGGGCUCGGUCUGAUCCUCAGGUACCCCCACCGGUACCCUCACAGAGUGAACAGUCUGAAAAGCCGCCGAAGGUCACAUCAAGCGUUCCGUCGAGUGAGGUUCCCACUGCCACCAGUUCAUCGAAAUCGAAUCACCCAGCCCACCCACAAUCGCCGGCUCCCCCAAAGCCUUCGCCUAAGUCAGGAUCUCGGGAUGAAUGGGAACGACAGAAGACUAUGGAAGGAGCCGUCAAUGACGCUAUUGACGCUAUUAUGGAGAUGUCUGGGCUUGAACAGGUGAAAGAACAGGUACUGAGAAUCAAAGCAAAGGUCGAUACCGCUCAGCGGCAAGGUACCUCCCUCAAGGGCGAACGUUUCAAUGUUGCAAUGCUUGGCAAUCCAGGAACUGGUAAAACUACCGUUGCAAGGCACUAUGCUAAGUUUCUAGCGUCAGUUCAAGUGCUUCCAGGUAACAUGUUCAUUGAGACCACUGGGUCUCGUCUUGCCAACGACGGGGUCCCGGCAGUGAAGAAACAUCUAGAGGACAUCAUCAAUGCUGGUGGAGGAGCAAUUUUUGUCGACGAAGCCUAUCAACUUACAAGUCAGCAUAACUUCCAAGGCGGACAAGUCCUCGAUUGUCUGCUCGCCGAGAUGGAAAAUCAGGUCGGAAAAGUUGUCUUCAUUUUUGCAGGUUAUAAUCGGGAGAUGGAGAAAUUCUUCGAGCAUAAUCCAGGUCUCACGAGCCGUGUUCCUUAUAAGCUGCAAUUCACAGAUUAUGAAGACCCCGAACUACUGGAUAUGCUGGAGAAUCUGAUCCACAAGACUUGGAAUGGUCGAAUGAAAGUCGAGGAUACGGACGGCAUAAGGGGGCUUUUCGGUCGAAUCACAGUACGCCGUCUGGGCCGCGGUCGAGGACGAGAAGGCUUUGGUAAUGCGCGAGCCUUGCAGAACCUAUUUGCAAAGAUUCGUGAGCGCCAGUCUGAGCGACUUACUCGUCAGCGCCGCGAUGGGCUGAAACCAGAUGAUUUGCUAUUGGUGAAGGAGGACCUGAUAGGGCCGGAUCCUGCACAGGUCAUGGUUGAAAGUCCUGCGUGGAAGAAGUUGCAAGGACUCAUUGGACUCAAAGCUGUGAAGCAGUCUGUUGCAAAUCUGUUUGACAUGGUGAAAAGGAACUAUGAACGCGAGCUCCUCGAGAAGGCUCCACACCAGGUAUCUCUUAAUCGCGUAUUCAUUGGAUCGCCGGGAACUGGGAAAACAACGGUAGCCAAGUUGUAUGGUCAGAUACUGACGGAGUUGGGAUUGAUCAGUAACGGGGAAGUCGUCAUCAAGAACCCAGCAGACUUCAUAGGCAGUGCCCUCGGACAAUCGGAGAGCCAGACCAAGGCCAUCUUAGCAAACACCGUCGGGAAGGUGCUCAUCAUCGAUGAGGCUUACAUGCUCUAUGGCGGCUCUGGCGAAGGCAAAGGUAGCCAGGAUCCCUACAAAACAGCGGUCAUCGAUACAAUUGUGGCGGAAGUACAGAGCGUCCCUGGCGAAGACCGGUGCGUCCUCCUUCUGGGAUACAAGCAGCAAAUCGAAGAAAUGUUCCAGAACGUCAAUCCGGGACUUGCUCGCCGAUUCGCCAUAGAGAAUGCUUUUCAAUUUGACGAUUACUCAGAUUCUGAGCUCUUGCAAGCAUUGGAGUGGAAGCUGAAGGACGGCGACCUCUCAGCAACGGAGUCCGCAAAAAGAGUUGCUAUUGAAGUACUAAGCCGCUUGCGCAAUCGACCCAAUUUUGGAAACAUCGGAGAGGUUGAGAAUAUCUUGGGACAGGCCAAGGUCAGAUAUCAGCAGCGUCAAGCAACCCUUCCUGUAAGCGAGAGGAGGGCGGAUGCACCUUUCGAGCCGCAAGACUUCGACCCACAGUACGAUCGCCACGAGCAUGCCACAGCUAAUCUUGCAGAGUUGUUUGAGGACACUGUCGGCUGCGACGAGAUAAUCAGCAAAUUGGCUCAAUAUCAGCAGAUGGCGAAGCGUUUGAAGAAGCAGGGGAAAGACCCUAGAGAUAUUAUACCCACAAACUUCGUCUUCAAAGGUCCUCCAGGAACUGGAAAGACUACGACUGCUCGCAAAAUGGGGAAAGUCUACUACGACAUGGGUUUCCUGUCGUCAACCGAGGUAGUGGAAUGUUCUGCUUCCGACCUCGUGGGACAAUACGUUGGACACACAGGCCCGAAGACCAAGAAAUUGUUUGAGAAGGCCCUCGGAAGAGUCCUAUUCGUCGACGAGGCUUACCGCUUAAGCGAAGGGCACUUCGCCAAAGAAGCCAUGGAUGAGCUUGUUGGUAUUCUGACCCAAGAAGCAUUCCGCGGAAAAUUGGUGGUCAUCCUCGCUGGGUACGAUCAGGAAAUGAACGAGUUACUGGCUGUGAACACAGGAUUGUCCAGUCGUUUCCCGAAUGAAGUCAUCUUUCGCAACAUGUCUCCGCAACAUUGCUUGCAGAUCCUCAAGAAGGAACUUCAAAAGCAUGACAUCCAGAUUGACGCAUUGGAGAAUCCGUCUGAUGCAGACUAUGCCAGGAUGGCGAGCAUCAUCUCAUCACUUUCAACGCUACCAUCAUGGGGUAAUGCCCGUGAUGUGAUGACUCUAGCGAAGAAGUUGGUGACAGUAGCUCUGACGUCGACCAUGUCCCAAAAUGAUGCCGACGAUGCUUCAGCUACCAUCUCGGUACUUCCUGCCGAUGAUGUGGUGGCUUGCAUGCAAGAAAUGCUCACAGAUCGCAGAGAAAGGUGCUCCAAUGUGCCCAAGCCAAAGCAGGUCUUCAAUCCCCAGAUGCAACUGGACGCACCUUGGCAUUCUGCUCCUCCCCCCACGACACAGCGAAUAGAGACAGUGCGACAUACACCAGCACAGCCUGGUUCCCAACAAGUUCCAACCCUUGCGCCCGUGGAAGCUUCCAAGAGAGACCCCGGCGUAUCUGAUCAGGUCUGGCAUCAGCUACAGGCUGACAAGAAGGCAGCAGAGGAGCUCGAAAAGCAGUUGGAAGAAGAAGUCAUUCGGAAGGAACAGCAGGUGCGAGACGCAGCUAAACGGGAGGAAGAGGCGCACGUGCUCGCCGAACGACUGGCGAAGGCACAAGCUAAAGACGCAGAAGGACGGGCUGAGUUAAUGCGUCAGCGAGAGCAAGCCCGUCUUCGAGAGAUAGCCAUAAGAGAGGAACGUGCCCGAAUUCAGGCUGCUUUGGAGCAACAACGACGGGAGGAAGAGCAGAGGCGGAAGGAAGAAGUCCGAGUGCAGACCAAGAUUCGCGAGAUGGGUGUUUGCCCAGUAGGAUACCGUUGGAUCAAGCAGUCGUCGGGUUAUUGCUGCGCGGGUGGCUCUCACUUCCUCAGCAACGAACAGUUGGGUAUAUAGGCAUCGUGGUAUUUCUCAGGCUUCAUCCAUAGAUUUCUGCCAAAUCCGGCUGCUGCUUUCGUUGUUGUAACUGGCCGAGUUUAUUUUUGGAAUGACUAUUUUCUGAGCAGUAAGAACGAGUUCAGCUGAUGUGCAUCCGUGAAGCUUCAAGGUGUUCGACUUUCUCAUCAAUGCAAGUUUAAUGUUUCGACCGAUGCGUC
This is a messenger RNA of Somion occarium, 7453 nucleotides long. NCBI's taxonomy places the organism in Eukaryota, Fungi, Basidiomycota, Agaricomycetes, Polyporales, Cerrenaceae. The record is from the annotation of a GenBank genome assembly.